Messenger RNA from Hydra vulgaris (swiftwater hydra), 1134 nucleotides. RefSeq lists its product as uncharacterized. The record is from RefSeq and is a predicted model, not a curated record. Lineage: Eukaryota; Metazoa; Cnidaria; Hydrozoa; Anthoathecata; Hydridae.
UAUAAAAAUUUAUCUAGAUAUACAGAAGUUAAAUGUUUUACUCAUGCAAUCGAAUUAAUCUUUCUCCAUUAAACGAUGUAUUUUUUUAUACUCGGAAUAAUGUGUUUUAAUGUAUGCUGUUGUUUUGAUUGUCUGGAUGGUCCUCCUGGAAGAUACUGCAAUGAUAAUCUUACUGGUUAUUAUAACUGUUUUAAUAACGGAACGUCAGUGUACCUUCAAUGCCAACCUGGCACCAGAUGCUCAUGCUACAUAAAUAAUCAGUGUGUAACAAAUGAUAUUUGUUCUAGUUUUAGCAUUCCACUACCAAUGAUUAGCUCAUUUGUUUUGUAUUAUAAAGGUUAUCAGGAAACUCGGCGUCCGCAAGGAACUUAUAUUGAAAACUUACAUGGUACAAUAAGACAGGAAACAGUGAAAAAACAAUUUUUUCAAGAAAACAUUGUUGGUUCAACUCACACGUUUGUUCUUAUUGUUCCCAGUAAAAACAAUAAAGAAUUUAAAAUGUACGAAGGAACGUUCAACAAAUCUUGCAGUAACACUAAACUAAAAGAGUUUAGUGGAUUUUUGAACGAACUUACUCAUUUCACAAAAAUGAGCGUAAAAAACGUUAAUAAAUGUACGACUGAAGAAACCUAUUACUUUCGCAAUGGUAGGCGUCAUCUCGGUCAAUCAUUAACAACAUGGGAAUGGGUUGUCAAGAAUAAUUUGAUUGCAAAAACGUUGGAACCAAUUUUUUUUAAAAGUUCUUUUUAUGGAAGUGAAAUAGCAAAACAAAGUACAAUAAUAUCAUGGACGUCAAUCACGUUAGUUCCAAGUUACUCGAAUGAUACGUUCUUUCAAAUUCCGAAUAUAUGCAAGAUAUAAACUUUCUGUUUUCUUAACGAAAAAUUCUUUUUUUUAAACUUCUUAUAUAUAAUGUUAUAUAUUUUUUUUCAAUUUAAAUUUUUACCUAAAAUUUUUUAAGUCGUUUUUGUAACAACGGAUUUCUAUUAUAUUUGAUAAAGCCCAAUCUGUAACUAACUAUUUUUAAAACUUGGGCCUUUUUUUAUAAAAUUUUUUCGUAAUUAAACGAGUUAUUGUACCAACUGUUAUGAUGAUAAUUUUACUAAUGAUCGGAAUAGAAUUGUGGUAAAAUAA